UAUGAUCACCUAAAUCACUCCGUCGGCAUCUUGUUGAGUUUCAGUGGAAACGCACCGCCACUUUGCGUGUAGUUCCUUUCUGCGCUCGACGAUCAGAUUAGAAACAGAGAUGGCGACAAUCAAACAUCGCUUUGUCGAAAUUCACCAGGCACACACCGUUGUUGGAUCUGACAAGAUCUGGUCAACAAUAACGAGCAGUGAAUUAUCCGUCAUUGCUGUUUCGAGCGUGUGCCAAAAGAUUAUUGCUGCUGUACAAAGUGGGGCUUUCGAAUUCAGCGACACUUUGCUUCAUUUACAGAAUCUUGUCCUUACGUGCCCUGAUCGCCUUAAGGCAAGCGUGUUUCUUCGAACAGUUACUGCUCUUCUACAAUGUCACGCACAGCAAAAACAAUUUCACGACGCGAUCGAACUGGCCCUGACAACGACGACAACCGCUACCGCUUCGAGCUUAGUACAUCCAUAUAUUAUCAUUUGUCGACAACGGCCCGAUUUGAGCGACGAUGUUUUCUUCGAAGUCGACUUUCUGCUCUCGCAGUAUGACGAUAGUAGCUAUGACAACAGUCUCCUUGACACCAUGGGAACAUUCUUUGAUAGCAUUCUUUUGACGACAGCAGAGAACAACAACGAUCUUCGAAAAACUCUGCUUGUUCGUUUCGCGAACGCAUAUCCAUCUACAGCACUGCGCACCGAACUGUAUUACUAUCUCGCGGACGUGAUUGAACGAUAUCCAACACGCCGAGCAAUGUCAUUUUACUUGCAACUAGUCGACUUUAUUGCAGCAGUGUUCACAAGCCCAGAGAUACCCGAAGACGAACUACAGUCGAUCGCCACUACCUUGUUUUACCAACUCCUCUGUCGAGCUUACGAUGCUGCAACAUAUGGAUAUCCCACAUUACCGUAUCUGCAACGACUUGCACGGAUCUACGAGACUCGAGAUAUUUGCAGCGAUCAGCCGUUAACAACACCAAACUUUUACGUAAUGUGGUCUGGCCUGUCCUAUUUGCUGAUCACUGCUCAAACAAUCAACGAUCAAGACACUAUCCUCAUAUUGAUGCAGCAUACGAUCCAUCGCCAUCAGGCACAGCAGCAAAAGUUUGAUAAUGCAUUUCUCGUUGCCGUUCUGCCUCUUUUCCAAACUUGGACCGAAAUUGCCGAUAAUGAUUCCGGUGCAAAGCAACGCAAGUCAUUAACGCUGCAAAUAUUGUCGCAAGUAACUGAGCAUGCUUCGGUUGAAAUAGAAGAAAAACCAAAAAUUAAAGACAACAUUAUGCAGAUACUGCAAGUGCAACGGAUGACGGGCGUCAUGGCGCACAUGAUACCAUACCUGCUUAACUUUAUUGAUGGCCAGCUGGACGGUAACGCGAUACCGACAAACUCAGUGUCUCACAUACAUUCUUUGAUUUUCACUGCACCUUACGUUUUCUCCAACAAUGCCAAAGCACGCCACUCGAAUCUCGAUCGGCUUGCUCAAUUAUCAUCAAUCGCCACUGGGUCAUACUCCUUCAAAUUUCCAUCGUUUUUGCUCGUCCUAUAUCUCAUGAAGUCCAAAGAUAUCAUGACAAGUGAAACCUUUUUGCAUAUCUACCACACCGUUAUUCCGUCACUUGUUGAUGCGAACGAUCCUAUUGCAACGACUAAAAUUCUUCAAACAGUGCUUCCAUUGAUCCAUGGCCAGCACACGUCUCAAGCUCAUGAUACGACGAUGGCAGCAAUCGGACUCAAAGCUUUGGUCAAGAUUUACGAGCGACAACCACGCGUAUGGCAUGAAGUGAAGAAAGCUUUGGCAAACUGGAUCCUCCACCGCAAAUCCACUCGUAGACCGGAUGAGAAGCUGGCGAUACAGAUGGAAUUGGCAGUGCUAACAAGCAUGCGUGAUCUUUGCAAGAGCCAUCCACGAACUUGUGCUCAAGAUAUUUUGCCCAUGGUCGUUUCACUGCUUCAAACGUGCACUAAUUUGAACGUUGCUUCGUUAGCCCUAAUCGUGGAUAUCAUGUGCACUUGCAUCAGUGCGGGCCUAGCUGAAUCGCGCUCCAUGUGGAACGUCGCUGUAAGUUUCAUCGCUUCAUUUUCGAUGGAACGUGCUCAAGAUCAGAUGGCUAUCCUUUGGAUCAAAUUAUGCGACUUUUUUGCGAUUGUGGGAGACGGGAACGAAGUAUCAGAGUCAUAUAACGAGUUUAAGGACGAUGUUCUUUUCAAUUAUAUUGAACCAUUGAUGUCAUCUGAUAUUGAUGGUAUUCGAUCGAGUGCCCUUUCCGCACUCUCCCAUUUUCCUGCGGACGACAUUAUGCGGCUCCUUCCUGAAAAAGCCAAGCAGUUUACGGACGAAGUCAUUGCCGAACCAGACGAAGCGCACGCCAAGGUUCUCACGAAGCUGCUUUCUCACGAACUCGACCAUAUGCGACGCAACUUAUUUAAAGAAGAUGCACCUAGCAAUAAAUCCAAACCAGUAGACGAAGAAGCACAAGGUCAAAAUACUGCUGGACGCCCUCCUAUCGGUGAAAAGGAGGCGGAAUUAACAGGGCGCUUUGUCAAGGCAUGGGAACAAGCAGGCACUGCCCCAGGUGUUCGAGCUGGAUAUACUAUAGCCGUAUUGCACGCCACUAGCAGCCACAUGAACGACACUUCAUCUUCAGCUGGUAAUUCGAUCACCAAAACUAAAUGGUACCGCUGUAUGACCACUUCCAUCGGUGAUAUUGGCUUGACCGACCAUUUGCUUGUACGCGUAUCCUGUCUAUCCGGUUGGGUAUCAUUGUUCGAGACAGCAUUUGGUCUGGAUGACUCGACUUUUGAAAUCAAAGGCACACAAAUACUACGAGAUCUCUUGGGAAGACUUGAAAAGAGCACUGUCCCUGGAACGACCUGUAACAUACUCAUGGCACUUACUGGCUUUGUAUUGACAGCCCAUCGAUUAUCCCCUUCAUUCGGUGUGUCAUGUGCUACGCAAAUGAUCGACCUACUCUUAACAAAGUAUAUCGUGUCGACCGACCAACAACAAGGCAGUAGAUCAACACUUGUCAUGAGUGAGGAGGUUCAGUUUGCAGCAAACUUCUGCCUCGGCCAUAUUGCUGGAUGCGCUAUUUCGAAUGAAAAGCUGGCAACACAGAUGCUCAAUCUCAUGCUUGAUAAUGCGACCGCUGAAAAUGGUACUGGACGACGCAUCGACACUACUGUGGAUCUUGCACAGUUUGCACGAGGUUAUGCAGCCGCCGUUUACACAGCAGCACUUGCGACUUGGCCGACUAAGACGCAUGGUAUUGACAGUCUUGCGAAAAACGGCCUAGAAACACUGCUACAGUAUAUCAGUGCAGCAAAUCAACGCGUAUCGGAAAGUCGAGCCUUGGGUAUCAUGAUGGGGUGGACUGCCAAGAUGACACGCUCAACGGAUAUGCAGGAAAUUUGCUGGCUUGCCCGCGAAACUUUGAAAAUAUAUACAGAACAAGGAUCCCCAUCAGCACAGCUGAACCGGGGCAUUUUGCUUGGAUCCUGCUGGGUGGCAGCCUACUCAGCGGUAGACGAGGACGGCAACUUUGACUCAGACACUGCACAAGCAUUACAAGAAGCGGCGGAAACGGCAUCAAAUGAUUCAAAUAUGGCACAGAAUUACUACCACUUUGACGUGGCACUUGCAUAUUUAAAUCGAGCUCGCUUCCUCCAGCGCCACGAGACCGAACACUUCAAGAGUUUCGGUGCGCUACUACGGAAAGAGCUGCACCCGAUCAAAGAAAGCGAUGUCAAUGCUGCAGCCACUAGUAUCCUAAGCCUUGGCUGCUUGCUCGGUGUCGAUUAUCUUUCCCCAUCCGUUGACCGUGAACUACUGGCAGCAGGCGCUCGCGCAUAUAGUAAUGAAGCACGGGUCGAGGUUUUGAACACACUUGGGUAUGCGGCCGGUGUACUAGGCGGAUCACUAGCAGUCGGUAAUCUCAAGAAUACGCGUAUCGCUGCUGUAGUUUGCGGCAAGGUAAAUCAGGCUGCUCACACAAUGCGUGAUGCCAAAACACUCGAGGAAGGCGACGGCAAUAGCGCAUCGGCAGCAGCCCAACUCUUGCUAAAUGCAUCAACUGAGCCCAAAUCGUACAGCCGCCUCAGCAACAACACCAGCUUCUUACGUGCAGUAUUCGACAGUUUAAUGCAACUGAUACAUGACGCUUCGGAUAUACGUACAAUGGAGAUACUGCUGCUCAGCUUAUGUGAAACUCCUGGCCCAUUGCCUCCAGUCAAUUGGUUUCCGCUCCUGACUGACAUUUCCAGUAUCUCUCAGCAUUUACGGAUACUAACUCUAAACUUUGCCAGCCAACACGCCCUCACGUCCAUGUCAUUGACCGAAUACAUCAUUUCGCAACUUGCCGAAAAGCAAUUCGAUCCAAAGGUGCAAAUACUACUGGCUAGUGAGACAGGGCUCGGCAAAGUAUUCGAAAUGAGUGGGCUUCCCAAUCGCAAGUCUCGGACAAGUGAAGCAAAGCGUCGUGGUAUGGAUGCUGUCACUAAAAAGACCAGUAUAUCAGAAAUGCGAUGCAUCGAACUGUUUGAAGCAUAUGUUAAAACGUUCAAACAUAUGGAUACCAAUGUUCAGCUGGAGUUUGUAUCGACUUUAUCCGAACACCUUCCUCCAAUCAGCGAAACUAUUGCCGACGAACACAAGGAACUUCUCGUAAAGACACUGCGCGACAUCGUCUAUUUCAAUAUUGCGGUACCUCUACUCAACGGAAAGCAAGUAAAAUCGCCUGUAUCAAAACUUGUUCAGAAAGUGAUCGAAUGCAGCGUCAUAGACAACAGCCAAAUAAGUGAGCAAGAACUUACCACCGAAACCGCUUACGCGCAAUGCGCUGCUGUAACUGAGCUAUGCCGUCUUCGCCGGACAACUGCACCAGUCCAGCUGAUUACCACCACCGUACGACAGCUUCUCCUAAAAAGCAUUCAUGAUAAAGCUGCUUGGGAUCAAUUGGGCAAAGCUAUCCUCCAAGUGGAUUGCGACUCUACGAAGCAAAAACUAGCUUGGGUAACUCGUAUCUUGGAUACGUUGAUCGUUAUUGGAAGUGGCAAGGAGCCAGAAGAAAACAAGGCAGAGGUUUUGCUUAAGGGGUUAGCCGACGGAUUGCGACAUGUACUAUCCUUGUUUUGGUGGCUAUCUGAUUCUGGUGCAUCGAUCGAUAGAACAAGAAAUGAGCCCGAUGCGGCGGUGCUGCCUGAUACAGGAUACAUGUUUGCCCAUAUAAUGUACUUGAGCAAUGGAUACUCGCAAGAGCAGCAACAGAUGGUCAAACGUAUCUUAAAGCUCAUCUCUUUAUCCGGUACUUGGGGAUCUGAUAAGCGAUCGGAAGAAUUCUUUAUCCAAGUUAUUCGCGAUAGUCCAGAAAAAGCAAUUAGCGCACAGAAUCACGAUGAAAUUGCGCGGAUAGUAACAUGUGAAUAGAUACAAUGGUUUUGAGAUCUACAUUGCCUUUAUUACU
Messenger RNA from Zychaea mexicana, 5447 nucleotides. RefSeq lists its product as uncharacterized. The coding region runs from base 110 to 5410 and encodes 1766 amino acids. The record is from RefSeq and is a predicted model, not a curated record. Lineage: Eukaryota; Fungi; Mucoromycota; Mucoromycetes; Mucorales; Lichtheimiaceae. The transcript is spliced from 6 exons.